Messenger RNA from Hyaloscypha bicolor E, 1899 nucleotides. Its product is annotated as cytochrome P450. The coding region runs from base 92 to 1672 and encodes 526 amino acids. NCBI's taxonomy places the organism in Eukaryota, Fungi, Ascomycota, Leotiomycetes, Helotiales, Hyaloscyphaceae. The record is from RefSeq and is a predicted model, not a curated record. Gene Ontology annotation, molecular function: oxidoreductase activity, acting on paired donors, with incorporation or reduction of molecular oxygen, reduced flavin or flavoprotein as one donor, and incorporation of one atom of oxygen; iron ion binding; heme binding. The transcript is spliced from 5 exons.
CUCACAUCUCGUAGUCCUUAGACUCUCUCAACUUCUCUCUUCUUUCGUCUUCCUUAAAAAUCUUCAAGCAUUGGUCAUUCCAGCGCUCGAAAUGCAACUUCCCAUUGAGGUAGCAUUGGUGGCAUUGGCUGCGUAUAUCAUCUACCUAUUCGUCUCCAGUUUCCUCGUCUCGCGUCGAAACGCAGCCAAUGCUCGGACACUUGGAUGCAAAGAGCCGCCAGUCCAAAUAAAUCGAUACCCAUUGGGCAUAGACAAUCUCCUCCGCGCAAUUAAUGCCGACAAGGCCAAGCAAUUCCCAGUCGACACCAUAAAAAGAACAGUCGACAACGGCGCUAUUACUUACAAAUACUCACUUCUGGGAGGCACGAACUAUUUCACCGCAGACGAGAAGAAUAUCCAGACAAUCCUCGCAACAAACUUCUGUGAUUGGGAUCUGGGACCAAACCGCAGAGGAACUUUCUGGCCACUUCUUGGCAACGGUAUAUUUACAUCCGAUGGAGCAGGAUGGGAGCAUUCUAGAGCAAUGAUGAGGCCACAGUUUGCACGGGAUCAAGUCAGCGACUUGGACCUGGAGGAGAGGCACGUUCAAAACAUGAUGAGAGCAUUGAAUUUGUCCAUAGGGGGUGAUAAUUGGACGGAUUGCGUCGACCUCCAAGUACUCUUCUUCAGAUUGACCCUCGACAGCGCUACUGAGUUCCUCUUUGGGGAAUCUGUCGACUCCCAAUUACAACUUCUCCCAGGAUACCAGAAUGAAAAGAGUGUCAACAGCCUCCACUCCUCAGAUUUUGCUUCCGCAUUCGAUCGGGGGCAGAUGGCUCUUGCCACCAGAGCGAGGUUCGCCUCGCGGUAUUGGCUUGUGUGGCCGAAGGGCUUCAAAGAGUCCUGCAGAGUCUGUCACGAGUUUAUCGAUUACUUCGUCAGACUUGCGCUUUCGAACAAGCUUAGGGAAAGGGAAUCGAAGAUGGGCAAAUACGGAAAGAAAGAGAAAUAUGUGUUCUUGGAAGCUUUGGCAGCAGAGACCCAGGAUCCGAUUGAAUUACGCUCUCAACUGCUAAACAUACUCCUCGCCGGUCGAGAUACUACGGCGUCUCUCUUGGGUUGGUUAUUUUUCUGCUUAACUCGGGACGAAGUGAGAUAUCGGAAGCUGCGGGACAUCAUUAUCGACCAAUUUGGAACAUACGACAAACCAACAGAGAUCACGUUUGGAAAGAUUAAGAGCUGCCAGUAUCUGCAGCACUGCAAUAAUGAGGCAUUGCGAUUGUACCCGGUUGUCCCGAUCAAUAGUCGAUUUGCGAAUAAGGAUACUGUAUUGCCCAGAGGAGGUGGCAUGGACGGAAAGUCUCCGAUUUUCAUCCCGAAGAAUACCGCCGUCGAUUACUCGGUUCAUGUGAUGCAUCAUAGAAAGGAUAUCUGGGGACCUGAUGCAGAGGACUUCAAUCCUGAGCGGUGGGAUGGCAGACGAGUUGGCUGGGAAUUUUUGCCCUUCAACGGAGGCCCGAGAAUAUGUAUAGGACAGCAGUUCGCAAUUACCGAGGCCUCUUAUGUCACAAUAAGGCUACUCCAGCGGUUUGACAAGAUGGAGAAUCUAGAAACAGACCCCGUUGUCCGGCACAACCUUACAUUGACAAACUGCAGUGCAAAUGGAGUUAAGGUCAGGGCUCACGUUGUAUAAUGUGUAGCUUGGAUUUAGGAUUUAGAAUUUCGUGCCGGCUGCUCUGGCUAUUCGGGAGUUGUGGGCGAUGGCAGCCUCGAUUAUUCCCUUGCAACUCCAACGGAAUGGGGGGUACGUUUUGGGGUGAGCAAGGAUAACUAGCUCCCUGUUCAGUGCUUGGAGGUCAAAAAACCUAAAGAGUGGAGGAGGAAUGAAAAUGAAGAGCCCUUCUUGGGCAUUCCACAACG